Molecule: messenger RNA, 372 nt
Organism: Parascedosporium putredinis
Lineage: Eukaryota; Fungi; Ascomycota; Sordariomycetes; Microascales; Microascaceae
Source: the annotation of a GenBank genome assembly
AUGAAGUUCUCCGCCUUCACCAGCAUCAUUGCUCUGGCCACCUCGGCCUCCGCCGUCUCUGUCGGUUAUGACCAGGGAUUCGAUGAUGGCAGCCGCUCUAUGCUCUCGGUAGCCUGCUCCGACGGGUCUAACGGCCUUGCUAGCCGUUUCCCCACUCAAGGAAACCUCCUCGGUUCCCUUACAUCGGAGUGCGGCUCUUGCUGGAAACUCACCUACAAUAACAAGUCCAUCUAUGUGCUUGCCAUCGACCGUGCCAGCAGCUUCAACAUUGCCCUCGGCGCCAUGAACGACCUGACCAACGGUAACGCCGUUGGACUCGGUAGGGUCGAAGCUGCCGUUGAGCAGGUCAACAAGUCCUUCUGCGGACUCUAA